Messenger RNA from Menidia menidia (Atlantic silverside), 9420 nucleotides. The record is from the annotation of a GenBank genome assembly. NCBI's taxonomy places the organism in Eukaryota, Metazoa, Chordata, Actinopteri, Atheriniformes, Atherinopsidae.
AUGCCGGGGCUGGGACGACAUUUUUCCCUCCCCGAAGACGCAGAGUAUGUCAUGAAGUCUGACUGCCAGUGGAAAAAAACCAAACACCGAGGAGUGGGAGGAGGAGAAGUGACACCCCCGCGAGGUGACUCCGCUCCACGCGGCGGCUGGCGCGGGGGCGCGAGGCGGUCGCGAUCCGGUCCGGGUGUUCCGGCAGCCCGGUCCUCUCCACUGAACUCCAACCCCCGCGCUCUCUAUCAGCAUCUCAUUCCUGUCUCAAUAUGUCUCAAGAUGGCGGCCAAUGCAGGAUCGAUGUUUCAAUAUUGGAAGCGCUUUGACUUACAACAGCUCCAGAAAGAACUGGACGCCACCGCCACACAGCUUGCCAACAGACAGGAUGAGAGCGAACAGUCCAGGAAGAAACUGAUCGACCUGAGCCGCGAGUUCAAGAAAACCACUCCAGAGGAUUUGCGGAAACAGGUCGCCCCUCUGCUUAAGAGCUUCCAAGGAGAGAUCGAUGCCCUGAGUAAGAGAAGUAAAGAAGCCGAGGCCGCCUUCUUGAACGUGUACAAGAAAUUAAUAGAUGUCCCAGACCCUGUACCUGUGUUAGAGCUGGCUCAGCAGCUGCAGCUGAAGCUCCAGAGGAUGCACGACAUUGAGACAGAGAACACCAAACUCCGAGAGACACUGGAGGACUACAACAAAGAGUUCGCCGAGGUUAAAAACCAAGAGGUGACCAUAAAGGGCCUCAAGGAGAAGAUCCGGGAGUACGAGCAGUCUUUGAAGAAUCAGGCAGAGAACCUGGCUCAAGAGAAGCAACUCCAAUUACACAACGACUAUGCAGAGAAGGAGAGAAAACUCCAGGAGAGCCAGGACUCCAUGUCCUCAAGGUUGGAAGAGGCUGAACACAAGGUCCAGUCCCUCCAGACAGCACUUGAAACAACUCAGGCCGAGCUCUUUGAUUUGAAGACGAAGUAUGACGAGGAAACGACAGCAAAGGCCGACGAGAUUGAGAUGGUGAUGACAGACCUUGAGAGAGCCAAUCAGCGAGUGGAGGCCUCUCAGAGGGAGGCGGAGGCACUCAGAGAGCAGCUGUCUUUAAAACACCAAUCCCAGCCACUCAGCAGCCCGGCCAGGGCCGACCCCGACACGGAACAGGCCGCAGAGGUGGCGUCGCACUCGAGUCUGGAGGUGGAGCUCAGGGCCAAAGAAAGGGAGACUGCCCAGCUGGUGGAGGAUGUCCAGAGACUGCAGGCCAGCCUGACCAAACUCCGAGAGACCACCAGCUCCCAGAUCACCGAGCUGGAGCAGCAGCUUAGCAGCAAGUCUGCAGUUCUCAAGGAACUGGAGGAGAAACUGGAGAAGCAGGCCGAUUAUGAGGAAGUGAAGAAGGAGUUAAGUAUCCUUAAGGCCAUGGAGUUUGGAACAUCAGAGUCUGUUCAGGAUUCUUCCAAACCUCUGGAGGUGCUGUUGCUGGAAAGGAACCGCACUCUUCAAUCAGAAAGUGCUGCUCUACGCAUUGCCAACACUGAGCUGAGCGGGUCAGCCGGGCGAAAAGGGACAGAAGAGUCCGCAACCAAGGAGGAGACGGCGAACAGCGACCCCUCUUCCUCGCCCCCUCCUCCCCCUCCCUCUCUCCCCUCCUCCUCUCAGCUUCCCCUGUCUCGUACUCAUACAGACCCCCUCAACACUGCCACCACCAGCAGCAGCGAAACGCACCCUUUCACUCCUACGGGCAUUGGACAGGACCUGUACUCCCCCGUGUUCCCUUUGGUGGGGGGCAAGAUGGCUUUGAACUCGCUGAUUCAGCGGCAGCUGCUCCAGACCUUCUACUCAAAAGCCUUGCAGGACUCGUCCGGACUCCACAGCGGGGCUCUGCUCUUCACGCCCUUCACUCCCACCCUCAGCUCCAUCCCUACCUCCACCCCCGGGUCGGGGGCCGCCGCCAUCCCCCUGGCGGCCAGCAGCCCCCAGCCGCCCCCGGCCAGCCCGGACAUGGCCCCCGUGAACGGGAGCAGCACGGCGGGCAGCGCCCCGUCCCCGUCGCCCAGCCACUCGGACGCCACCAGCGGCAGCGUGCUGGACGGCGAGGACAUGGACACGGCCGAGAUCGCCCGGCAGGUGAAAGAGCAGCUGAUCAAGCACAACAUCGGCCAGCGCGUCUUCGGCCACUACGUGCUGGGACUGUCGCAGGGCUCGGUCAGCGAGAUCCUGGCCCGACCAAAGCCGUGGAACAAGCUCACCAUCCGGGGGAAGGAGCCCUUCCACAAGAUGAGGCAGUUCCUGGCGGACGAGCAGAACAUCCUGGCGCUGCGCAGCAUCCAGGGCCGGCAGAGAGGUAACAUCACUGCUCGUGUCCGCACCCCCGAGGCCGGCUCAGAUGAAGCUAUCAAAUCCAUUCUGGAACAAGCCAAAAGAGAGCUGCAGGUGCAGAAAGCUGUAGACUUGUCCCAUGCUCAGCCGUCAUAUGUGGGACUGAAAGGAGGGGGUGGGGGUGGAGUAGGAAGCGGAGGAGGCAGCGGAUCUGACGAAGCCAUCCGCUCGAUCUUAGAGCAAGCACGCAGAGAGAUGGAGGCUCAACAGGCUGCCCUGGAACCCAUACUCAAAGCUUCGUCCUCAUCUUCCUCCUCCGCCUCACUAUCUCAGAGGGACAUGCUGAGCUCCCCUCUCACCGCUCCCCUUCCCCCUUACAACCCCUUGGCACUUUCCCUCAAGAAGCCUCCCAGCUCCCUCUUGUCUUCGCCCUCGUCUCCAUCUCCAGUCCUCGACUUCAGCUCCAGCGUGAAGAGAGAGGGCCGAGCUUCUUCAGGGAUCGACAUGUCUGCUGACGGAGCGCUCCGGCUGGGCCGUGCUUCGGAGGGCUCCACCCGCUCCGUAAGUGCCGGAGGAGUGGGCUACUGGAGGGAGCAGUGGUGGAGCAAUAUGCACUCAGACCCCCGACGGACCAUGUCCAACCAGGCCGGAGAGGAGAACCACAAUCAGGAGGAUUCCAAAGAGGGAAUACUGAGUGACAGCCUGUCGCGACACAAACCGUGGAACAAGCUGAACCAGAGGAGCAGAGAGCCAUAUCUUCGCAUGCAACCGUGGCUCAACGGAGACCAGGGGCAAAACGCACACGUCCAGCAAGCUCAAAACCAAGAGGGUACUCCCAAGACAUCCGCGAGCUGCAGCCCCGCUCCCGAGUCCCCCCUCAGUUCAGCAGAAGAGUCAGUCAAUGGUCUUAGUGGGGAUCCACUCACUUCCCAGUCCUCCAGUCUCAAACCUCCAUCUGAAGAUCCGUCAGGUGGGGAGUCUCAACCCGGUACUCCACUUCCUCUGCCCGGCCACUCGGGCCUCAGCAUCCAGGAGAUGGUUGCAAUGUCUCCCGAGCUUGAUACUUACGCCAUCACCAAGAAGGUUAAGGAGGUGCUAACUGAUAAUAACCUUGGCCAGCGUCUUUUUGGGGAGACUAUCCUGGGUCUGACUCAGGGAUCUGUCUCAGACCUGCUCGCCAGGCCCAAACCCUGGCACAAACUGAGUCUGAAAGGCAGGGAGCCCUUUGUCCGCAUGCAGCUCUGGCUCCAGGACCCACACAGUGUGGAGAAACUCAUGGACAUGAAACGCCUAGAGAAGAAAGCUUACAUGAAGAGGCGGCUGAGCUCCCUGAGCGAUGGCCACUCUGUGGACGGGGCCCUGGCAGGGCCAGAUUACAUGCAGGGCUCCCAGAGCCCUGGCCAGCAGCAGCUGAAGAAGCCCCGGGUGGUGUUGGGUCCUGAGGAGAAAGAGGCAUUAAAAAAGGCUUAUCAACAGAAGCCCUACCCCUCCCCUAAAACCAUCGAGGAGCUGGCCUCCCAGCUCAACCUAAAGACCAGUACGGUUAUCAACUGGUUCCAUAAUUACCGGUCACGCAUUCGCAGGGAGCUCUUCAUAGAGGAGAUCCAGGCAGCUGGAGGGGUCGGGCCCGGCAGCGAAGGGGGAUCCCCCUCUCUCCGCGGGUCCAAAUCGGGAGAAGGGGACAGCUGUGACGGGACAGAAUCUGAGGGCACAGUGGAAGCGCGUCAGGGAUUUGGUAUCGGUCUGGAGGACCACAGAGGAGCGUGCAAAGAUCACGACAUGGAGGCCGAGUCUGAGGCGGGGGGCUCCAAUAAUUCCCCAGUCCAGUUAGACUGCACCACCUCAGGCUUAGCCGGGCCAGGCUCAAGAUGCGGACAGAGUGGACUGGGGCUCUUCAGCCUCACAGAUGCAUCCUCCAGUAGCUCUGCUUCUAGUACAAACAUCCCCGCCUCUGGCCCCGCCAGAAACCCCAGGGACAACAAUCUGCGGAAGAAGAAGGCAGCCAAUCUCAAUAACAUCAUCCACAGGCUGGAGAAGGCUGCCAGCAAAGAGGAUCCCUCAGAGUGGGAGUUCUAGCCUCCCCCUGACCAUCCCGCAUCCCUAUCGUCUCAUAACCUCACGACCUCUAACCUUGGACCCUCCUACUCCGUUCCAGUUGGAGAGUGGACACAGCCAAAGUCAAGCUCAGCAGCCAUUUUUAUUACACAGACGCUUUCCAAAAAGAGGAAAGAAACAAAGAGUGGUUGGUAAAACCCUUAAAAGAAGAUUUACUGAGUACAUAGAAGAACAAAAAUAAGAGAACUUAAGUGUCUCUCCUUUUUUUUUUUUUUUUUUUAAACUAAGUUUUUGUUUUUGUACUGAGAAAAGCACUUAGCCGUCCUGCUGGCCUCUGGCCCUGCUGUACCUCCCCCCAUAUCACCAGCCACUGGUGCACCAGACUGGUUAGUCCUGAGCUGGGGUGUGACCCACAGCUGGGGUUCGAACCUGGACUCAGUCACACAGGCAAGGCCUGACACAGCAGCUGUCACAGUGAUAGACACUGAUAGAUGAUAGAUAGAGACAGGAACUCUCUUACAAGAACUCUCACUUUCUUAAAGGAGAUUUUUUUCCGCUCUUCUUCUCACCUCCCAAGUGUCCACAAACCUCCCCUCACUCAGUGAGACGCCUCAUUUUUCACACUGUAGAGUGACUGUUACAAACCCUUUGCCUUUUUCACUCACUGCGUGUGUUUGUACGUUAGGGGUUGUGUCAGUGUGCACCUAUGUGUACGUGUGUGUUUUUGUUGUGCGUGUGUGUAUGUGUGCGUGUAUACAUGCCAAAAAUGGUUUGUAUGUUUAUUCUCUUCUCAGUGGCAGCAUGUUUUCUUUAUUUUCUUUUUUUUAAAGUCACUCCUACACUCUUAAGAGGGUAGUGGAAAGCCUGCCGGCUGAGCUGCCAUGGUUACUGAUUUAAGACAGAUGAACUUUGACCUGUCGUGUCCCAUAUCCUGUCCUGCUGACAGCCAUGUGAUGGCCAGAAGGAUCUAUAAUUCCUCACAAAUACAAGCACUCAUCUGAAGGGGAAGGAAGGAAGGAUCCCUCUUGUUGCCUCCUUAGACCUUUCUUUUUAGGAUGAAGGAUGAUCUCUGUUUUUGAUACUGCAAUUUGGUUGCCAAUAAGAGAUUGCACAGUCUAUUGACUCUAAAGAGUACAAAAUAGGGAAUCUUAGGAUGCAUUUUUAAUUAGUACAAAAUAAGAACAGAAAAUAAGAGAAUUACACGUUACUGUUUUUAAGAAAAAGAAAAAAAGCAAAUUAGAAAUGGAACAAUGUUGCAUUGUUGAAAACACGAUACAAUGAAUUCACGUAGUACUGUAGCUGUCUGACAUGGUGAUGCUAUACGUGUCUCUUGUUGUUUUGGGUUGUGCCCGUCACAGCCGCUGCCCAGCACUGGACCUGCUGGGGACGAAACUUUUCUUCUGUUCACAGACAUCUUUUUUAUAGGCCAAAUCAGGAAGAGUGUGUAUGUGUGUGAAUGUUUAACGUGUGCGUCUUCUCGUGUGCAUUUGUACUUUGCCUGCAUGUAAGUCAGGGUUGAGGUCAAUUCACUCAGUUGAUUUUAAAAAGUAGAUUAUGAAAAAUGAAAUUCUUGCAAGAGAGAGAAAAAUAAAAGGGUUUGGGGAGGGGGGUUUUAAGAAAACGAAUAACAGAACUUUAUCAGUAUGUCCUUUCUUUUUUGCCGGUUGCCGUCAAAGUGAGUUCACCCCAACCCUGGUCUAAAGUAGUUGCCACUCUCCUCCAGUCUAUCCUGUAUCCAGGGAUGUUAAGUCUUUUUUGCAUUGAAUUCUACUGUAUACACUACAAAAUAUAAGGCAUAUCACCUCCUCCCUGUCCCACACAAGCCCUCAGUGCCUGUCAGCCCACUGCCUCCCCUUUGUGUGUGCGCGAGUCUGAGUGGGAGCAUGUACAUGCAUGCCCGUCAAUACAUGCGUGUGCACGUGUGCGUGAGACUGAGUGUUCAGUGUUUUCCAAUGAGUGGGGUCAUUAUUUCGUAUCUACUUGCACACACUAUUAGUGCACAACUGACACCCUUCUUUAAGCUGUUUGAUGCGUUACCAUUACAUUAAUCUUCUCACAAAGUAGUGUAAUACUAUGAUUUACUGUAGCUUGGUUUUAUUGCUAUUUUGCAUUUAUAGUUUGGUUUUUAUUCUGCUUAUUUAUAGGUGCUGUAUUUUUCAUUUAAUGUCUUAUCAUAUGAGUUGUCUAUUUUUUAAGGGAUUAUACUGUUCCUGAGGGCAAGUAACAUUUUUAUUAGACGUAUAGACUGCCGGCAGUAUUGGUUAAUAUUUACAAAGAUGUACUAGUUCUCAUUUGUUUGUAUAUUCAUGAAUCCUAAAUUUUAGUGUCAUUUCAAUAGCUUUGAAAAUGUGUUUGCUACAGUUCAUGCUCCCGUAAGCAUAAAGCUCUUACCACAACAGUUAUGCUCUUAAAAUUGCUAGCUAGAAAAUCAAAGGACAUAUCAAGAUCAGUGAAUAUAUGAUAGUCUAUCUCUUCUUGUUUUCUGUACUCGGAUCAUGUUCUUGUUUGUUAUUUUUCUUUUCCUUUUUUCGGGGUUUGUUUUGUUUGGUCUUUCCUUGGGCAAGCCCAACACUAACGCUCUGCGGGGCGUGCAGCUUUCCUUAGCCAGACUUUGCCCGCUCAUUCAAUCACAUUAACGUUAUAAACCGGUCCAAAUUUGUGCUCUUCGUCAAAUAGGUCAAAUGAAAUUACCUAAACUUGAGAAACACAAGUUAACUUGUGAAAGAGGUCAUAUCUGCCAAAUUGAGAUUAGAGAAGUGUACCAGCGAGCAGGUGUGCUGCGCCAGAUGGAGCAGAGAUAGCCAGCCUAUGAUUAUGCAGAAUUUCUAUUGCAGUUCUUAACAAAGCACUUAGGAGGAUCUUUGUAUGACUUCUCUCUUGGACAGGGUCUGUAAAACACUACAACAGAAAACCAAUCCCAGGGUCCCGGGAAGCAUUUGCCUUUUUUUUUUUUUUUUGUAAAAGAAAAAAGAAAAAAAAGUGGUUGUAAACCAAGCACAGACUCUUACCCACAUUUUUAACACUAAAAAAAAAGAGAAAAAAACGAAAGAAAAUAAGGUGGCUGUACCCAUGUCUUUUGCAUGAUAAACUGCAACCCCACCCAGCAGACUCACUUCAAACUCCACAGAGGACUGUGAGACACCAAGGGCCGUGGUCCUGUACAGAUGUAGAUAUUACGAGUAAGCACCUGUGUUGGUUUCUAUUCAGUCUCCUCAGUCCACCCCGCAGCCUUCUCCCUCUUCCCAAAUGUGCGUCCAGAAAAAUUGUAAAUGGUCCCAUCCCCCGUUCAACGUUAACAGCCAUAGAUUGGAUUUUCCAGUUUAUCUGAUAAGUAUUCGUUUCCUCUAAGAUUGGCUCUUCAGGCGGACGGCCGAUGUGAGACAUCGGCCUUCUGACGGCCUUUUGCCGGCCUUCUGCCGGACUGUUCAGACUGGACAACCACGGCGUGCUCUACGGUGACGGACAGCUUCUGUAAAGCGCGAGCACUUAGACCCAUCUGCCAUCUUCUAGCCAGAUCCAUCAGCCCACGCGAGAUCAUGAGAUUUGUGCCUUUAACUGCCAAGCAGGGCACCAAACUAGUGAUGUCAAUGGAGGUAGAGAGUUUCAUCCGACUCAUUCGCAGCAUAUAUUUAAAUAUAUAGUUCCCCGGAUCCGAUUGGUUUCCCCAUAGACUUCGUAUUGGUACUCGGCUCUCUGGAGAAGAAUCUGUGCAGGGAAACGGUGACAGGAGGAGAGAAAUUGUUGUGUUCUUAUGACUGAGCUGCAGUCGUGUUUCCGUCAUGGUCUUAUUUCAGGCAGCCCCCCCCCCCCCCCCCCCCCCACUCCCCAUGCAUUUCUUUUGUUGUACAUAAACUAACUAGCAGCGAAAGGCCAGAGCAUUGAAUGAAGGAGGAAGCAUGCAAAAACAGCAUACACUGUAAUAACACUGAAUUUAUUCAUGGGGCAUUUUGUAUUUUAUUUUUUUUUCUGUCUGUGUCAGGUUUGCUGUGACAUUAAUAAGGCACUACAGGUAUUGAUAAUGACGUGUGCCAAUUCUAAUGGUUAUUUGGAAAAGAGAUGUGUAAAUACAGUUGAUCGAGUAGCUGAUUGAUUCACUAUUGUCACAGUGUGCUUUUGUUUGAAGGCAGGAGGAGAGAAGGGACGAUUCAGGACUUUUCCAUGAUCCACAGAUAUUUUUCUACAAAUUUAAAUCAGAUGAUUCUAUACACUGUUGAAUAACAUUGUAAAGGUGUAACAGAUGCUGUAUAUCAUAUCAUGUUUUCUGAAGUCGUAAAGCUUUACUGUAUGAUCUGUUGAAGUAGUGGUUAUUCAUUUGACACAUUAGUUGUAAUGGAAGCCCGAACAGCAGCACUGGUCACCAUAUUCAGGAGAAGAAAAAAAAACGAGAAAAAAAAAAAGCGAAAAAAAGAAAAAAACCUCAGAUGUUUUUGUAAUACUUUUAGAAUAUAUCUUAUGAAGUGGGUUUUGUAAGGAAACACUUUCUGAAUCAGUGGUGCUGUAUGCAUAGCACACUCAGUAAUACAUGUACACAUAAUACAGCACAAAACACUCAUCCUUUCAACCCCCCCGUUACCCGCGUGCGUUUUAUUUCCCCUCGCUCACGUUGGCCCCUGCUAAUUUUAAGUCUUAACCCGUUUCCUCGUCACGUUUUUGGGCACCUCGUGCUUAACUGAGCGGUUUUAAGAGUCAGCGAUCAGCUCCGGAACGAUAAGCAUUUCAGUCGAAUAUCACAAGACUUAAAAGAAGAAGCAAAAAGCCAAAUAGGGAUUUAGGUGUCCACUUCUGUUGAGAGGUUGCUGAUCUAUUUUUAAUUAUUUUUUUGUGUGUUGCUACCUGGUGUCGUUGCUUCAGUUCACACAUAGCUUGAACCACAGUGUAGUCUGACAACCAAAUGACCUGGGGGGAGACCUUUGCCCCCCCUCUUUUGGAAAGCUUUAAGAUGCUCGUUGAGGCUUUAGCAAAGUUCGGAGUGUUUUUAGAUGAUUUUCUCCAACCUGUCAUCAACAACGUGGAAGUAAUAAUUCUCAUAACUUCUCCCACUGCUUAUUUUGUGAGCGUGUGUGUGUGUGUGUG